This is a messenger RNA of Oryza sativa Japonica Group (Japanese rice), 1630 nucleotides long. RefSeq names its product MADS-box transcription factor 29-like. NCBI's taxonomy places the organism in Eukaryota, Viridiplantae, Streptophyta, Magnoliopsida, Poales, Poaceae. The record is from RefSeq and is a predicted model, not a curated record. Gene Ontology annotation, biological process: positive regulation of transcription by RNA polymerase II. Gene Ontology annotation, molecular function: RNA polymerase II cis-regulatory region sequence-specific DNA binding; DNA-binding transcription factor activity, RNA polymerase II-specific; protein dimerization activity. Gene Ontology annotation, cellular component: nucleus.
CCUGCCCUAUCUAUCUACCCUGUUCAUGAGUAAUUCAAGAAAAAAAAAAGGACACCUUUUCUAGCUAGUUCUUCAUCCUUUCGCAGCAAAGAGUUUUUACAUCUCUAGCUACUAGUUGUUCUCUUCUCUACAUGAAAUUUUUUCUACUUCUGAUUGCACCCUUUACAUAGCUGUGGGGGGAAAUCCAAUUUGAGCACCCAUGCCUUAUGUUGAUUUUAACAAAAUUCGUCCAUGUAUCGAUAUGUUCAUAACUUGGCCAUUUCUGUUCUUCUUCUUCUUCUUCUUCUUCUUCAGUUUCCUCUUGUGCAGAAGAAGGAGAAACAAAAGAACACAGAAAUUAAAUUAAACUCGAUCAGGAAGGUAUAGCAGGCAUGGGGCGCGGCAAGAUCGAGAUCAAGAGGAUCGAGAACGCGACGAACAGGCAGGUGACAUUCUCGAAGAGGCGGGGAGGGCUACUGAAGAAGGCGAACGAGCUCGCCGUGCUCUGCGACGCCCGCGUCGGCGUCGUCAUCUUCUCCAGCACCGGCAAGAUGUUCGAGUACUGCAGCCCUACCUGCAGUUUGAGGGAACUCAUCGAGCAUUACCAGACCGUCACCAACACUCAUUUCGAGGAGAUCAACCACGAUCAGCAAAUAUUUGUGGAGAUGACUCGGAUGAGGAACGAGAUGGAGAAGCUGGACGGUGGCAUCAGGAGGUUCACCGGCGACGACCUCUCCAACCUCACGCUCGCCGACAUCAACGAUCUCGAGCAGCAGCUCGAAUUCUCCGUCACCAAAGUCCGUGCGAGAAAGCAUCAGCUCCUGAACCAGCAGCUGGACAACCUUCGUCGCAAGGAGCACAUCCUGGAAGACCAGAACAGCUUCCUGUGCCGCAUGAUCAACGAGAACCAUCAUCAGGCGGCGGUGGGCGGCGGCGACGUGAAGGCGAUGGUGGAGAUGGCGCCGGUGCUGUCGAUGCUGACGGCGGCGCCGGCGUACUACGGCGAGGAGUCGUCGAGCACCGCGCUGCAGCUCACCCCGCCGCUGCACGCCGUCGACGCCGCCGCCGCCGCCGGGUUCCGGCUGCAGCCGACGCAGCCCAACCUGCAGGACCCCGGCUGCAGCAGCAGCAGCUUCCAUGCCGCCGCCGCCGGCCACGGCCUGCAGCUGUGGUAAGAACAAACGAAGCAAAGCAUACAUGGCACAUCCUGAUACUCUCAUCAGAGAUCUAGAUGAUUGCUUGCUAAUUAAGCACAUGAUGGCAUUGUCGAUUCUGGGAGCUAGGAGUAACUUGGAGACCAUGAAGAUGCAUGAUCAGCUGAUGAUAGACGAUCGAGUUGGGUUGCUGUGUUGUUCAAUUGUUCAUCGUUCUGGACAUAUAUAUAUAUAUAUAUGUGUGUGUGUGUGUGUGUGUGUGUGUGUGUGUGUGUGUGUGUGUCUAAUUAGCACAUCAGAAUAAUCAAGCUUUUCUACCUAGUUAACUAGUACAGCUGCUAAGUACCUUUUGAUUUGUUGGUGUGUGAACUACUGAACUGGAGUUGGAUAUUAAGGUCUCCAUGCAUUUGCAUGGUUAAUUAGCAGAGAGAUCAUUGAGGUUUUUAGGAUGUAACACAACGACAAAGCUUAAUUAAUUUACUUGAGGAUUAAUGCCA